Molecule: messenger RNA, 8550 nt
Organism: Phlebotomus papatasi
Lineage: Eukaryota; Metazoa; Arthropoda; Insecta; Diptera; Psychodidae
Gene: tws
Product: protein phosphatase PP2A 55 kDa regulatory subunit
Biological process (GO): peptidyl-serine dephosphorylation
Cellular component (GO): cytosol; protein phosphatase type 2A complex
Molecular function (GO): protein phosphatase regulator activity; protein binding
Source: RefSeq, a predicted model, not a curated record
UCAAAGUGUCGGUGAAUGCAAAAACGAGGACUAAUUGUUAUUCUUUCUUUUGGGCCGUGCGGUAAAACAGCAUCAUCAUCACGAAGCACGCACCAAUAUGGGGGCGUAGCACCCCGUGGAUCUCCACCACCAAUCCCACCAAGAGUCUCAAGCCCAUCGGUCUCGCGGCAGAGCAGUUUCACCAAAAUUGGCUACAUGAUCAACACAGCCAUGAAUGGGGCAAAACGACAAAAUGGCAAUGGCGAGACGUCGUGGUGCUUUUCACAAAUUAAAGGGGCUCUGGACGAUGACGUAACGGAUGCUGAUAUCAUAUCCUGUGUUGAAUUCAACCACGAUGGCGAACUGCUUGCAACCGGCGACAAAGGUGGUCGUGUGGUUAUAUUCCAAAGAGAUGCAGCAUCGAAGAGUUCUGUGCCGCGACGAGGCGAAUACAAUGUGUAUUCAACAUUUCAAUCACAUGAGCCUGAGUUUGAUUACCUGAAGUCGUUAGAAAUAGAAGAGAAGAUAAAUAAAAUACGAUGGCUAAAGAGGAAGAAUCAGGCACAUUUUCUCCUUUCGACAAAUGAUAAAACCAUAAAGUUGUGGAAGGUAUCUGAGAGGGAUAAGAAGGUUGAGGGGUACAAUACGAAAGAAGAUACGGGAAUUGUGCGGGAUCCGAGUUUGAUAACAGCCCUCAGGGUACCAACGAUAAAGCCAAUGGAUCUAAUGGUUGAGGCAUCACCGAGGAGGAUCUUUGCCAAUGCUCAUACCUAUCACAUUAAUUCAAUAUCGGUAAAUUCGGAUCAGGAGACAUACCUGUCAGCCGAUGAUUUACGUAUAAAUUUGUGGCAUUUAGAAAUAACUGAUCAGAGUUUCAAUAUUGUCGAUAUAAAGCCAACAAAUAUGGAAGAAUUGACUGAAGUGAUUACAGCUGCGGAAUUUCAUCCGACCGAAUGCAAUUUGCUUGUGUAUUCGAGUAGCAAGGGCACAAUUCGGCUAUGUGAUAUGAGGGCGGCAGCCCUGUGCGAUCGCCAUGCCAAGCAAUUCGAGGAACCGGAAGACCCCACGAAUCGCAGUUUCUUCAGCGAAAUCAUCAGUUCGAUAAGUGAUGUUAAGUUGAGCAAUUCGGGUCGUUAUAUGAUCUCGAGGGACUAUCUCAGCAUAAAAGUGUGGGAUCUGCAUAUGGAGACUAAGCCAAUUGAGACGUAUCCGGUUCAUGAAUAUUUAAGGUCUAAGCUAUGUUCACUGUAUGAGACCGAUUGCAUUUUUGAUAAGUUCGAAUGCUGCUGGAAUGGCAGUGAUACGGCGAUAAUGACGGGAAGUUACAAUAAUUUCUUCCGUGUAUUUGAUCGCAAUACAAAGAAGGAUGUGACAUUGGAGGCAUCGCGGGAUAUUAUAAAGCCUAAGACGGUGCUGAAGCCAAGGAAGGUUUGUACGGGGGGUAAGAGGAAAAAAGACGAGAUUAGUGUGGACUGUUUGGAUUUCAAUAAGAAAAUCCUUCACACGGCCUGGCAUCCACUAGAGAAUAUUAUAGCUGUUGCGGCGACCAAUAACUUAUUCAUCUUUCAGGAUAAAUUUUAGCCAACAUUUUUUUUCUUCUCCAUAUUCAUCACUCCUCCAUGCUACUCCCCCCUUCCUUUCAUCCAUUUUCUCUUUAUUACUCUCAGUCUUUUCCAUAAUAAACAAAUGGCACAAUGUACAUCAAAAGUAUCUCUUCACUAAUUUCCUUCGUUCUCUUUCUCAUCCUCUUUUGUUCUUGUCUCUCCAAAUCUAAGCUCCACAGAUGCCUCCCCAAUCUCCCCAUUAAAAAAAAUUCUCAUUCGAUAGGAGAACGAUCUUUUCAGAGGAUGCGAGGAGGAAAAUUCAAAGAGAUAUAUACCAUGAAUGCAAUGUGAAAAUGCAAUCACCAAACGCGUUUUUAUCAAAUUUUUGCAAAAGAAGAAAAAGAAAAACAUUGUUCAUAUCCCUCAGCAUAUUAUUUUAAAUUUUUUUUUUCGGUUCAAACGAGAGAGAAUGGAUUGAUAGAAAUUUGUGUAAAUCAUAGAGAUAUUAACAGACUUUAGUAUAAUUUUUUUUAGUAAAGAAAAAAAUAAUUAGUUUUUGGUUACCGCAUUUCUCUGUAAUGUAAAAAGAAAAAGAUAAGAAAAUAGAAUGAAAAAAAAACGGAAUGAGAACAAGAAAAAGUAUAAGCUGUAGAAAGAAAAAGAAAAUCAUAAUAGAGAAAAGAUUUAAGAAAAAAAAGAAGAAACUUUAUAAUGGAGCAAAUGAAUUCAUUAAAAAAAGAAGAUAAAAAAAAAACAGACAUUUAACAUAUAGUAUAAAGAAAAAACAUGGAGAAAAAGCGUAAUUUUAUGAAAUGGACGAAAAAUAGCAAUUAUCGUGGAAUAGAAAAUAAAGAUGAAGUGGAUGCUGUAGCGAUUUUUGCCGAAUAAACGUGUCGUUCUUUUCGCAAAUUUGGAAAAAAAAAUAGCUGAAAGGGCUUUCUCUGCAAGGUCCUGAAAUUUGUUCUAAACUCACCCUAUAGCCAAACGAUGUGGAAAUUCCAUCGGAUUUCCAGAGAUUAUAUUUAGAGAUUCCAGAGAUUUUAUCGCGACAAGUCGCCUGGAUUUCCGAAGAAUAUUACACGAAAUAUCCGCGUAGUGCUCAAUGGUAAUUUCCGCACAUUUUUUUUUAUGAAUGUUCAUUAGGGUGAAAGGAAGACCUUUUGACACUUUAAAAAGUCGUGGCAGAACUUAUUGACACCCUACUCUGUAUCAUUUGGAAUAGGAAAUUCGAAUACUUAUCCUUAUGGAAAAACGCAGAAUAAUGAAAAAACGUUAUAUUGCUUAGAUUUUAUUAAAUGCAAUAAAUAAAUUUCAGCAUUUUGACAAAAGUGUCAGUAGGGGCUCCCUGUCGAAGAGGUGUUCCUUCGUCCCUAUAUUCCAUGGAAUUUUCCGCGGAAUAAUUCCAUACUGUCACAUUUGCGGUGGAAUGUACCACAAGAUGAUUGGAAACAGUGUUCUCUUGAUUUUCACAAUUUUAUUCUCUAUGACGUUUCGAGGAUAGAUGUCCUCCUCAUCAGGGAUCCAAUAUUCUGUUGUCAGUCUAUCGAAUGGUGCACAUUACGGCAGAAGUCGUUAUUCAAGUCCAAGUGCAGUGUAGUAAUUGUCGCUCGAGAAUAAAAUUAUGAAAAUCUCGAGAGGUUUAGUGUUUCCGUCUAAAAAGGUCAAAAAAGAUGUCUUAAGAAACCAAAAAAAGUUACGCCUAAAAGACUGGAAAAACAACAAUUUGGAAGACCGUAAAAAACAUCUUAGAAGACCAGAAUAAUGACGACUCAGGAGACAGAAAAUUGUGUACGUCGAGAACAGAAAAUUUAAGCAUAAAAAAACCGAAAGAUCAUGGUUUUGGUUAAGGGAAAAAGGAAAAAAGACUGUCAGAGAUAAUGUCCACUUAUGAGGGGGUCAUGCAAGACGGGCAGUCGAUAACUCUUACCGUUUGACCUCUACCUCGGAAACAAACUUCAAAUCGAGUAAAAAAAAAUUUCCGAAGAAAAAUGAUUCGAUUAUCGGUAAUUAACCGAUUCCUUGCCGAUGAAGACCGAUCUAGCCGAGUUCAAAAUUUAAAGACCUUUCGAAAAGAUCCAAAUUUAACUAAAUCGGUUGAAAAAUGAGCCUCCCAAAGUGGUUGACAUUUGACAUUCAAUAUUUCAAAAUGGCGAAUUUUCUCGUCAUAGGCCUGAUUUUGCGAAAUGUUCGUGUGGAGUACCACUAGGGUAAAUUAAGCUAAUUCAAAACCUGUUCCAAAUGGAAAUUUUUCACUACUCCAAAAGGAAACAUCACUGUUUUCAUGGUAAAUACAGUCCCAAAUUACUAUAUUUAUAUAUUUUCUAUACCACAGUUUCAUUAUUUAGUUAUUUUUGCUCCAAAUAAGGCGAAAAUCCAUUCAUAUUUACAAAUUUUAAUUUGUUAAUUUCUCAGAAAAACUAAAAGUGUACCUUUUCACCAUCGAAUUUUUCAUCGAUCGACCAUGUUUUCCAAUGAAAAGCACAAUAAAGUGACUGUUGUUCUUUCGUUUUGUUUAAUAUUUAUGUCAUAUUUCUGGAUAAUAUUAAUUAAAUUAUGUGCUAAUCUUUAUUGUUAACGGUACGUGAAGUUUUCAAAAGAUAUAAUUACCUAUUUCGUGAAAAAAAAAGGGUUUUUCUGAAGUGUCUGAAAAUGCUUCAAUAGGAAACCCCGGAAAUAUAAUUUUUUGGAGAGAUUUUCUUAUUGUUUUUUAAGGGAAAGAAGAAAAGACCAGGAAGAAGAACAAAUUCUGCACUCAAGAGCAACUCAACAAGGUUUUAGAAGCCUUUCGUCGCGGUUUUACUUACGCUGUUUGUCUCCAAUUAGAAACUUUCCCUUGUCUCCAUUUGGAUUAAUAUGUUUCCAAUAGAAGCAUUUUACACUCGCGUAUUUUUCUUGUAUUUGAGAAGUUUUCAAAUUAUAUCUAAGGAAUUUUCACUAAACAGUAACAUUCUAGAAGAGUCAAGGACCAAAUUUAUGUAAUUCUCUUCAAAAAAAAUAUGAACUUAAUAUGUUGAAUCUUCUGUCAAAGUUAAAGCGUCUGGAAAUGGUUUUGAAUUUGGACAUUUACCCUAAAACAUAUCUGAAAAUUAUUGAAAAUAAGUGCUUUUCGUUCGUUUUCCCGAAAUAUUUUGCAAUUAAAUAGUGUUAUGAAUAUGGGUGGCGGAGCGCCAUCAUUCAAACGGAUCCAUGGCCUCGAUUGAGUGAAAACAUUCUGGUUCUAAUUUCUGAAGAAUACCCCAUAAUCCUUAGUUAGGGAAUGAACUAGCUUCAAGGUUUUUUGAUAUAAAGUACCUAAAAUGACUUCAAGGAGAAAUCUUAUAAACUCCGACGCUUCCAUUGUCAUGUAGAACAGUAUAUCUCCGUCGUUAGCGGCAGGGGUAUCUUUAAAGUCUUCAGUAUAUGGGGCGAUUCUUAGGAUUCGUCCCCUAGCCAACUACCGAUAAGUCCCAAGGUGACUCGCCUUGCCAAAUGUUCCCAUUUUGCGGAUUCGACAUGAACAGUGGAGCUCGUAUCUGGUCAGACAUUUCUGGCUGGUUGACGAGGUGUUUAUUGCAAGCCCAGGAGCUUCUUCAUUCACACAGGCGACUCAUUAUACACUGUGUUUAAUACCACAGACAAUUCGGGUCAUGAAGAGGCAUUUUCAAGCUCCUCAUUUUUUGGUCCAUUUCCCCAACAUUGAGUCCCUUGUCACUUAAACGCAUACGCGUUGCACUCCCGAAGUAUGGAGUUUAAGUGUAAAAAUGACACCAGAUCAAACAGCAAGUGCUUUACAUUAAUCUUGGACUAGACUUGAGCAGCGCAUGAAUGAGCAAACUGCUCUAGAGCAACUUACUACUUCGUGGAGCGUUUUAUUUCAGUGAAGAUACCCACCAGAAUGCUGCUCAAAGUAGUCUGUGUUGCUCGCAUGAAUUAUAGCUUAAGGGUAAAAAGUCUAUGCAUCACAAUCACGGAAUUUUUUAAGGUGAAACUCAUGAAUUUUCAACUCGAAAUAUUAGUUACGGAUUUUUAGGCAGAUAUUUCGCAUUAAAUUCCAUAGAGUUCUAUCAGAAAGAUGUCGGAAAUUACCACUGGAACUAGGAUUUUGUAUAAAAAUUUCAAGAUAGUAUCCAUAAAGUGUAUUCACAUAAUUUACCUGAAAAUUCUUUGAUUUUUUAAAAUGAAAUCAGCGCAUCAAUAUGAUAGAUAUUCAUCGGAAUUCCAUGCUAUUCGGAAUAUUAGCGAUUUGUCCAUGGAAUCUCUAUGGAUUUUCCAGUACACUGCAAAUUCACCAAGGGUUUGGCUAUAGGGUUAAAUUGAAAAAGCUUCAUUUCAAUGGCAACAGCUGAUCACAUUUUAUGAACAACAAAAUAACAAUGGAAUAUUUACAGAGAGCAGCGCAAGCGAAUUAGAGAAAAAAACAUAAACUUUUUGAAAUAACCUAGAAGUUCAUUUAUAUGAAAAAAAAGAAAAAAAAACUAAGUGGAAUUGCAAAAGAAAGAGAAGCAAAAAAUAGUAGAGUCAUCUUGUAAUAAAGUAAAAUUAAAGAAUAUUUUUAUAAAAUGAUAAAAUAAGUAUUUGUAAAACAAAUGAUUUGUGAAGUGUGGGGGGAACGAUGAUGAGAACUGAGGGACAAAAAAAAGUAAUUCGAAAAGCAACACAAGAAAUCACAAAUAGGACAAAAAAUGGAUUAUUUUUCUGUUAACUUUUAAGUUUGACUUUUAGCUGAAAUCAUUUAUUGCUGGUUCUAUUUUUUUCCUUUUUUAUUAUAUUAAUAUUUUUUUUAUUUGAAAACUAAAUGAAAUUCUAGGAAAUCAAAUGGAGGAUCUUGUAGCAACUUCUUAUUUUUUUCUGUUAAAUCUAGCCAAAUGGGGUAAGAAUGAGAGAAAAAUUAGCAAUGCAAGUAUUUUUAACGUGAAAAAAAGAGCAAAAGAAAAACUAUUUUAAACAUUAUGUCUUCCUGAGUUUGCCUCUUUAUGCCUCAAAUUUUUCUCUCUUCUUACCAGAUUAAAAUUCAUUAAGACUUUCCUUGUCACAGAAAAAAAAGAAAGAAUGGCAUCAUUUCAUUUUGUAGGAUUUUUCCUUUAAUUUUCGUAUUUUUUCAGAAAGAUCAAGCUGAAUUCCAUAAGCUUUAUCCGUGAGUUAUUUUAGGCCACGCCCCUUGAGAGACUAUGAUCAUUUAUUGAGGACGGACUAGCGUGAAAAUAUAUCCUCGUUUUUGCAUUGCGAGUGUUAUUUUUGUGCAAGACGACUUUUACAUUUCAGAAUAACAGACAAAAAAUUGAGGUAUUUAAUUGGCAUGAAAGUAACCCGUGGUAGGCGUGGCUUACUUAAUGAAUAAUAUUUUCUUUGCUGAUUACUUUAAACUUUUAGAUUGAAAGAUAAAAUGGACUUAAUACUUGAAAUGUGUCUAGGAGAAGCUGCAAUUUUCAGAGUUUGUUUAUCCAACGAGCGGUCAUACUGAGAGUAAACUCGAAGGCUUUCAAGCAAAUGACUAAGCUAAGGCGGCUAAUGUUAGCUAUAAAUCAAGUAGGUUACAUAAAAAUCACUUUCCAUUGUGUUAUACCGAGCUUCAGACCUAAAGCUUAUGCCAUAACUAGACAUGACGGAAAAAUAGACUUUGAUUUUGCUCUUUAAUUCUUCAUUCUUCAUUAAUUGGAUGGUGAACUUCACAGUGAAGAAUUGUGAAAAAGUCCAAGUGCAGUGCAGCAGCAGAUUUUGCUACCUGUACGUGAUUUUUCCUCCACAUUCGAAACCUAAUGAAGAGGACGUCGUGAAAAAUUAAAGAUAAAAAAUCAAGAAAGGUCUAAUUUCCAUCCACUAUUUGCUUCAGGAACUGGGCUAAAACUCUAGCCUGAAGACCGUUUUUCAUGCUUUAAGUUCUGACUAUUCUCAUUAAAUCUGUUCAUGUGACAGUUCUCGCUUAAGUUCUGAAUACGUCCCUAGGUCUUAUUUUUAAUACAAGGUGGAACCAGAUUGAAAACAAAGACAGUUCCGCCUUUAUUCAGGGCAUAUCUGAAGUUUGUACUUCAGAUAUGUCAGCUAUGUCAGAUAUAUCAGCGAUUUCGAGUGGUUCUAGAAGAUUUAAUGAGCAACUUUUCACUUUUUAGUAUUAAAAGAUCAAAUGGGCGUGACUUUAGAACAAGCUGGUUCGCAGAUUUUCUUAUUUAAUUAAAACUUAUCUUCUAAUAGUUUGUAACAGUAAUAUUUACAUUUUUAGGCUUAUUCCACGACAAAAAAUAAGAAAAAUUUCGAAAUUCUUUUUUAUACAAUAAAAAUGGAGGGCGUGGUCUAAUGUUUAUGAGCGGGGCCGGCGGGCUAUAAAGUUUUACUAUGCUUAAAAUUUUUAAGGUAACGUGACAGGGAUUUAUCAUUAUUAUUGUAUAAAAUAUUUAAAAUUACGGCCCUAAAUUUUUUGAUCAUAAAUCCUGAAGUAGGCGUGGUCUAAUUUUAAAUGGGUGGAGCUUAUUUGGAAAAUUCAUCAUUUGUUUUUUUUUCAAAUGCAAUUUAAAAAGAAAAUUGCUACAAAAUGAAGGAUUGCCAUGUUCUAUUUCUUAAACUUCAAUGAUUUGAUUUACAUUAAAUAUAGAAAUAAUCCGUGCCUUCCUCCGUUAUGAGUUGACUAAAAUUAACCAACAGGAGUUUGUACGAGAGAACAGAGUGCAAGACAAAAGUUUAAUUUUCCUUUAAAUGAAAUUUAUUUAGUGCAUUGCAUCUCUUGUAAAUAUCUGCAGUGAUUAUUAAAAUGAAAUAAAAAUUAUGAUAAAAGAAUACCGCAUGCUUUUUUGAACGAUAUCACGUGAAUUUAUUUAAUUUUUUGAUUUUCCUUUUAAAGCAAAUAUCGCUCAAAUCAAUCGGGUGCCAAAAUUGUCUAAGUUUAUUUUCAUAUACCACCAAAUUCACUCUAAAAAUGCUGAAGAGAUUUUUUUUUAAAAAUUAUCUGCAACAAAUUUUGGACAACUUUAGAGUGCCAUAGAGUUUCUUAUCUUAUUUUUAAAAUGCGCAAAAUUGAGCGAAAAGUGAAUAAAAAGAAUGCCCAGUUAAUGAUAAA